This is a messenger RNA of Coprinopsis cinerea okayama7#130, 288 nucleotides long. RefSeq lists its product as hypothetical. Bases 1 to 288 code for a protein of 95 amino acids. The transcript has a single exon. The record is from RefSeq and is a predicted model, not a curated record. Lineage: Eukaryota; Fungi; Basidiomycota; Agaricomycetes; Agaricales; Psathyrellaceae.
AUGCCUUCCGGUGAUUACAGCGCUCAGCACUCAGAGAGCCUCCCAGUCCCUCUGAGCUCGCCUCAGUCUGGUGAUGGAUCCAUCCCCAGCCCGCAAGAUGACGGCGAGCGUGCUGAAUUUCGAUCCGAACCUCCGCCCCCGCCAACCCCAACCCCAAUCCAGUCCACUGAGUUCCGUCGGGAGAAUGUACCUCUGGGUGCCGGCUCUUUCGCAAAUUGUCGCGAUCUAGCGUUCCAUGAUUGUACUUUCAUCGAUGCGUCGGCGAACAUCUCCAUCAAUGGUGCGUAG